Messenger RNA from Bufo gargarizans (Asiatic toad), 6072 nucleotides. It is a transcript of the gene EPN2, whose product is annotated as epsin 2. Bases 519 to 2312 code for a protein of 597 amino acids. Gene Ontology annotation, cellular component: plasma membrane; clathrin vesicle coat; endosome. NCBI's taxonomy places the organism in Eukaryota, Metazoa, Chordata, Amphibia, Anura, Bufonidae. Gene Ontology annotation, molecular function: phospholipid binding; clathrin binding. The record is from RefSeq and is a predicted model, not a curated record. The transcript has 11 exons. Gene Ontology annotation, biological process: endocytosis.
CUUCGCUGCCUCACAUCUCCCUGCCGCCCUGUCUGGGGCUCAAUAGUCACCCGAUCCCUUCUCACCAGUGGCCCUCUGAGGUCUCACCCUGAGCUGGGAGGGGUGGGGGGAGAGGAGCACCCUCCCUGCCCCCUCUGCACACAGUCACAGGAGACCCUGCUUGGCACAGAGAAGACCCCUGCAAGAAGGACAGAGUCCAGUGGGGGGAAGUAGAAUUAAAAAAGAUGUCCUUAUAAAGACUCCGCCGUGGUCGCCUGUACCGGGAAGUGGCCCUUAAAUAACGGGAUGACGAUUGGUGCAAGGUUCUGGGAUCCCAUGAUGUAUAUUGGCUGAGGAGAUGCUUUUAACCAAAAUUAGACCACAUUUCUUGUCAUGUGGGGAAACACCCAGUGACUUCUCCUUCGGAGGAUUUCCUUUCUUGGGCUUCAACGUGAGGAGCCGGGGUAUCUCAGACAUUUUUUGAUUUCUUUUAUUAAGAAUUUGAGCAUUUUUAUUUUUUUAUUUUAUCAAUUACAAAAAUGACGACCUCGUCCAUAAGGAGACAGAUGAAGAACAUUGUAAAUAAUUAUUCAGAGGCGGAGAUUAAAGUUAGAGAAGCCACGUCCAAUGAUCCUUGGGGUCCCUCCAGCUCCCUCAUGACGGAGGUCGCCGACUUGACUUAUAACGUGGUGGCUUUUUCGGAAAUCAUGAGCAUGAUCUGGAAGAGGCUGAAUGACCACGGCAAGAACUGGAGACAUGUUUACAAGGCCUUGACCCUGCUGGACUAUCUUAUCAAGACCGGCUCGGAGAGAGUGUCCCACCAGUGCAAAGAAAACAUAUUUGCCAUACAGACGCUCAAAGACUUCCAGUACAUCGACCGGGAUGGGAAAGACCAAGGGAUUAACGUCAGGGAAAAGUCCAAACAGUUGGUCAGCCUCUUGAAGGACGACGAGAGGUUGAAGGGCGAAAGGGCCCAGGCACUUAAGACCAAAGAGCGAAUGGCUCAGGUGGCCACAGGAGUCGGAAGCAACAACCAGAUCAGUUUUGGCCGCGGUUCUAGCCAACCCAACCUGUCCACCAGCUACUCUGAACAAGACUAUGGGAAAUCUGGUGGCUCUCCGGCAUCUUACCAUGGAUUCAUGUGUGACGUCCUAUCAGCUACCUCCCCCCGAGUCUCUUCGGAGCUGGAACAGGCACGACCACAGACGAGCGGAGAGGAGGAACUCCAGUUACAGCUGGCGCUCGCCAUGAGCAGAGAGGUGGCAGAACAGGAGGAGCGAAUCCGACGAGGAGACGACUUACGACUUCAGAUGGCGUUAGAGGAAAGCAAGAAGGACACUAUCAAAGCCCCGAAAAAGAAACCGCAACCACAGACUUCAUUGUUGGACCUCAUGGAUGCUUUGCCUUCAGGGGCCCCAACACCUCAGAAGUCAGAACCUUGGGCGGCAGUGUCAGCAACAGCAUCAAGUAACCAGCAAGACCCCUGGGGGGGAUCAGCCGCCCGCUCCACUGGCAUAAAUACCUGGCAGUCUUUUGCAGGUACAAAACCCUCCGUCAACAGCGAUCCCUGGGGAUCAAGUUCGGCUUCUGCACCACAGCCUCUUCCAAAAAAACAGGAUCCCUGGGCACCUCCACAGGCGGCGGGCACGGCUAAUUCCACAGCAGACCCCUGGGGACCUGCUCCAGGAGUUAAAACAAGUACAAGCACAGGAGGUUCUUCUUUUGACCCCUUCAGCAAUUUAAAUGGGACGGCAAAAGAUGAUUUCUCAGAGUUUGACAGCCUGCGAUCCUCCUCCAAAGUCUCAGCCGACUCCUUAUCGACUUUACCAUCCUUGCGCAGCGGCACCACAAGUCCUGAUCUCUUCGACUCGCAGACCAGCAUUACCACCAGCAUCGGCAAACAGACCAUAGCUCGGAAAACCCCAGAGUCCUUCCUGGGACCCAACGCUGCCUUAGUGAACCUGGAAACGCUGGUCGCCAUGCCUGCACAGCCUGCCCCCACAUUUAACCCAUUCUUGGCAUCAGGAACCUCUACGCAGGGAUCUGCUCCAGUUGUCAACCCUUUCCAGGUCAACCAGCCACAAGCUCUCACCCUCAACCAGCUGCGUUCCAGCCCAAUGAUGGGAGUCAGUCCGUCCUUUAACACAGUGCCAGCCAUGGCUUCAGAGGUCUCCGUACCGCCGCCAUUACUGGGGAUGUCCACGUUACCCGCCAUACCACCAACGGGACUUGGGGUUAACAUGAACAUGGCAGCCACCUUGCCCCACCACAGCUCGGCCAUCCCACCCUCCACAGCCCAAGCCAUGAAUGCCACCAAUCCUUUCUUGCUAUGAAGGUCGCAGGAUAUUGGCCAUUGUGUACGGUAAAACACUACGCAUCGCUAAACUGUCGUCGUCUUCUUCCGGCCCCCGAGGGUAACGUCUGGCGGUUCCGUCCUGCGGUGGGGUAGGGGUGAUGUAGGCCUGAGGGGCAAAGCGUUCUAUCACAUCCGAUUCAACAUGGACACCAAAGCUGGACCUCGGCUUCCUGUCUGUCGCUUGUCACGUGGAUCGUGGUCGUCUUUUUUUCCACCGAGACUCCGUCGCUCACACUGGGAAGGAGACAAAAAAAAUACGGAUUUGUAAAAUUUGUUCCUUUAAGGAGACACUGGUUCGGACAGAGUAAAGUAAAACCGCCCCGACCAGCAUUGAGUGCCUAUGACAUGUGGGGUCGUCACCCCAAUGUCCUGUAGGUCUGAACGCGCCUAUAAUGGAGGAUUCUGAUAAAAGCUUGACUUAUAUGGAGUAGUUCCGGCCGCCAUCUUGGAAGGAAAUUAUGUUAAUGAAGCUUAAUCAACCUACAAAAAAAGUUCAGCAACUUUCUAAUAUAUUUUUAUGUUAAAAUUCCCUAUCAAUUUUUCAAGAUCUCUGCUUGCUGUCAACGAGAACACUCCUGUUUGCAUCAGAAAAUCUGGACAUAGUGAAUACUUCCCCCAGCGGAGGGUUUGGUACAGUGGUAUACAGUCUAGAUCAGUGAUGGCGAACCUAUGGCACGGGCACCCGCACCCUGGAAAAAGUCUAUGGUGUACCAAUAUGCCUUAGACUUUUGCUACCAUUAAGCAGCGCAAGGGGUACUAUGAACAGCACAGGCAGCGCACUGAAUUAGGCGGCUAUUAUAGUGAUGAAGUACAUGGAAGAUAUAAUUCAUUCAUAUAGUUACAUUGCCGUGUUGGCACUUUGCGAUAAAAAAGUGGGUUUUGGGUUGCAGUUUGGGCACUCGGUCUCUAAAAGUUUCACCAUCACUGGUCUAGAUAAUCCUCAGUGAGCUAAAUAGGCUGAUACACCUUUGACCUGCACUGAUACAUUGUAACAAACAGUCAGCACAGGAGAGAGACACGGCUUCCGAUGGGUUUGUCUUGCAGUGUUCAGACUGACUGCAAAGCCUCUGCUAUGUGGGGUUUCAGCACCUAGACGUAAGCUAUCGUGUGUCCAUUCACUGACAAAAAGCAGAGAUCUUGAAAAGGCUGAGAACAAAAUUAUGCUUUAUUUCCAGGAAAUGUCAGUGCAGCCUAUAGUAACUGAGGCGCAGCAAAACUCUUGGGGGUAGGUAACUGUGACAGACGCACCUAUAGGUGGGCACUGAGGUAUAUAUUUUUAAUGGGACCGUGUGCCAUUCUAGUCCCAAACUCGGCUGAUGCCAUGAUAGCUGCACCCUUAUUGUGAUUGGCUGCAUUCCUGACCGUCUCCGCAUCUGACAAAAUGGCCGCCUUUAGACUAAUAACCUUUUGCCACUUUAAUCCUCAGUCCCUACUGACUGGUGCACUGGUCCGUCCGGUGACCCCCACAGCAGGGGCUUAUGUCUGACAUCUAGUAUGAGAAGACUAAAUGGUGGUGUUGGCCACAGCAACCAGUAAGCUGUGCAGUCACAUAAAAUGGCGGCAGGUUGGUUGGCAGCCUGUAGCGCCCCUAUGGCUUCCGCAGCGUCCUCCCCUCCCUAUUCUGUUGUAGGCCUCGCUCACUAAACAACCUAACACUAAGAACAUCCAUCUUGCCCAUAUCAACCAAUCAGAGCUCAGCUUUCAUUUCUUAAACAGCUCUGGAAAAAUGAAAGCUGAAUUCUGAUUGGUUGCUAUGGGCAACAAGCAGAUUUGCUGUUUUGAUAAAUGAGGCCUAUAUAUAAGGGUUUCUUCACUCGUGUCCCUACGACAACACUUCCUGUCCCAGUCUUCUGGCAGAGCAGAAACAUUAGGCCUCAUGACAUCCAGUCAGGCCUGUACUUUACCUUUCAUGUAAAACUAUUAGUUGCUGUGAGCCUCGUGUCCCUAGGAUGAUAGAUUGAAGGGGCGGGAAGUGUUGUCAUGGGGGCAGAGCUUGUAACUAACUUCACCUGAGUGCAUUAGUAAGAUACAGCGCCCCACCUGUCUCUGGGUUGUGUCUGGUAUUGCAGCUCAGCUCUAUUGAAGUCAAUGAGGCUGAGCUGUAACACCACAUAGACACUAUGGACGAGUGAGGUACUGUUUUUGUUUUUUGUAGAAAGCGGCCAUGUUUUCUGAUUGUUAGCGACUUCCGCCAUCAAAUUAAACUGCGCCACUGCUCCUGACAGACAAGACUGGUGCUAAGGAGAAGAGGAGCAGUCGCCCCUAACAACCAAUCAGAUUGCAGCUUCUAUUCUCCAACAGACCUCUAAAAAAUGAAAGCUGGAAUCUGAUUGGUUGCUGUGGGUGACUACUUUGUUUCUUUGCCCUAGAUUUCAUAAAUGCCCGCCAUUGGUCUUUCUGAUGUUACCUAUGUCAUCAUUGACUAGAAAUGUCUAUAUUUUUUAUUCAUAUUAGAGCGUUUUUACAAAAAAAAAAAAAAAAACACCAUUAAUUGCCGCCCCGUUCCUUAGCUAUAUCUGGUGAUAACCAAUUUGGCCGCCUCAACAGCUUCCUUGGGUUUUAAAGGGUCUAGAAAAACCUGAGUAAAAAAAAAAACAAUAUGGCCGCCAUGACAGCUUCCUCAGUUUGGUGACAACCAUGGCAGCCAUAUUGUUUGUUACACAGCUUUCCCAGAGACAGAUAGAACUAAGAAAUGGUUCAUAAUCUGACAGAUAUGGACGACACAAGGAUGGUUGUUUUUUUUGUGAGCGUGGGGAUGCUCUAUAAAUCUAAGAAAACGGGGGCAAACAUUUUGAGAGACACCCCUUUAAUUAAAAAAAUUUAUAAAAAUCAGAUCAUGUGACUGAUCACCACAAUCAGGCGUCAUCAUGACCAAAAAAUGCCCCAAAAUCUCCUCAUGUAAAUACGGGAUAUUCGCGUAUCCCGUUUUUUGCCGCAAAUUUUACGAAAUUGCGGAAAUCCAUGGCGUUUUGCCGUGAUUUAGAGAAAAUCGCAGCAGAAAAUGCAACAUAACCGCAAUUGUAGGGUAAGGCCGCACGGAGCGUAGCACCGCCCUUGCUGUUUUGCCGCAAUAUGCCAUGAUUUUUCAAGGCAUAUUCUGAAAACUGUGUCAAUUUGCAGUAAAACCGCCAUGAUUUUUGGCCUCUGGCUCCACGUUAUUCCGCAACAGAAAAUACAUUUUAUGUUUUUAACCGUCUGUGUAAUAAGGCGCCAACUCCAUGGCGAUAACAUGAGGCACGAUUUGAUUAUCCCUACCGGACAUUUGUGGGCACAUGACACGGCAUGGAGAGAUAACAUUCUAGGCGCCCCCUGCAGGCUAAUGUUUGUACUGACAUCUACCGCAAUCGGUCAGGGCAGAAAUUCGCAUGCACAUUAUCGCCAUUGAGACAAUUCAUUUAUACAACUGGACGCCGGAAAUUUUAAUUACUGUUACAUUGUUUUUAAUGCCGGUUCCACACAGCGAGAUUUGCGCAACUUCUUUUUAUUUUUUAUUCUUAAUUCUAAAAGACAGAAUUUUGAUUUCUUUUAUAUUCAGUCUCAUUUUUGGUUAAAAAAGAAAAUCAUGGCUGUUGCGGCGCUCUGUGAAGUCGGGGGAGAGGGGGGGGGGUGUUGCAUUGUGAAGCAGGUAAUGGCGGAGACAUUGUCACAUGUUCUGUGUACCGGUCGGCUCUGCUAAGUCUAAGUUAUUUUUUCUUUUGUAUUUAAUCCCUUCACUUAAAGUCCUAUUUUUACGACAA